GGCGCAGUUCAGGAUUGUCACAACCGUAGCAGCCUUGGUAUGGCAUCGCUCUGGAGGUUCGCACUGCUGCUCUCCGCUGCCGUGGUGAUGGUGUGCGCCCAAGAUGGCGGCCACUUGGACGGUGGCAGUUACGAUGGCUUUGACGGCGGCGAAGGCGGAGACUUCGGUGGGGGCUUCGGAGGCGGUGACGACGGAUUCGUUGGUGGCGAAGGUGGAUACGGCGACGGGGCCUACGACGGAACAGCCAUGCAGCCCGUGUAUGUGGCGUCGGAGACCAUCGCGGCACCCGCGGUGGUGCUUCACCGCAAGAGGCGCUCCCCCGGCCACGAGCCCACCAUGGCGGUCGCUGGCUCGUCUGUUCACCGCCGAGUCAGGAGGGGCGGCUACGGCGUCGUAGGUCCGGUGCACACGUACGUAAGGACGGACUACGACGGAAACUUCAAGUGGGGCGCCAGGCAUCACGUUGGGAAGUCUUACGGUGGCGGCCACGGAGGAGGAUACGGGCACUACUGAGCCGGAACUGGGCCCGCGCUGCUCUCUUAAUUCUUCGACGGCCACACUGUCUUGCUGCUUCACACCCAUAACAGAGCGUGUGACGUGUUCAUUUGCGCGUCACUGAAUGCUGCCUGCGCGUCGAUUUCUUCGUUCUAACGUCUCGCGGCAGAAGUGGAGGGACAUCACCGGGAAACGACCGACGAAACCAUUCUUCGGCCGUGCACACAAAAGCAGCUGCUGUUUGCACGGCUGUUUUCGUUGCAGGCAUACAGGGCAACGCACAAUUAAACUUGUGAAUGAAAUACUGCAACAGUUAUGCUCUUUUCACAAACGGCGUCAUAUUAGAUGGAUUCCUAAAUAAAAGCUGGGCGUGGCGAACGCGCCACGAGA
This is a messenger RNA of Dermacentor andersoni, 885 nucleotides long. RefSeq lists its product as uncharacterized. The record is from RefSeq and is a predicted model, not a curated record. NCBI's taxonomy places the organism in Eukaryota, Metazoa, Arthropoda, Arachnida, Ixodida, Ixodidae.